Syngnathoides biaculeatus (alligator pipefish) is the source of this 1055-nucleotide messenger RNA. Its product is annotated as hemoglobin embryonic subunit alpha-like. Gene Ontology annotation, molecular function: oxygen carrier activity; peroxidase activity; organic acid binding. Gene Ontology annotation, biological process: oxygen transport; hydrogen peroxide catabolic process. The transcript is spliced from 4 exons. Gene Ontology annotation, cellular component: blood microparticle; hemoglobin complex; haptoglobin-hemoglobin complex. The record is from RefSeq and is a predicted model, not a curated record. The coding region runs from base 439 to 963 and encodes 174 amino acids. Lineage: Eukaryota; Metazoa; Chordata; Actinopteri; Syngnathiformes; Syngnathidae.
UGUGUUAGCUGGUGGACCUUCUGUAGCAAAGAGUGAAAAAAAUAGAUAACUUUUGAUCGACAAUGUCCUUCAGUUUCGAGCGGAGCGUGUUUUACAAGACAAUAUGAAGACAAUAUUGUAUUUCCAUCCGUGUUACAAAAUGUUUCACUUGAAUUGCCGCAGUGCACGAUGGGACGGAUUGACCAUCGGUCGUUCACGAUCUUCAAAAGUUGAUUCUGAGAUACAAUUUGAGCGCGAUACGUACUGCAGGAGAUACAACACAUUGCGACAGCACGACAAAAUGGCAAACCCGCGAUAUCGAGGAUACGUAACGCACUUGUGAUUUCAACGCUCUCGUGUUAUUUUCGGCGUCUCGCAUUAGCGGAGCUGCAACGUUGGAAUCAUAGUCACAUCACGGAUGUACAAAGUGGCUUUCAAGAGCCACGCUGACGCUUCAGGAUGGUGGGAGUGUGCUGUAUCUUCUGCGGGCCGCAUCAUUUGGGUCCCAUCCAACGACGGUGGCACACAUCGUAUCAGGGCCGAAGCAUCGAGAUGAGUCUCUCCAGCAAGGACAAGGACACAGUCAAGACCUUCUGGUCUCUGGCGUCCAAAAGGGCAGACCUCAUCGGAAGCGAAGCUCUGACCAGGAUGAUCUUCGUGUACCCCCAGACCAAGACCUACUUCGCCCACUGGAAGGACUUGAGCCUCGGUUCGGCUCCGGUCAAGAAGCACGGCAAGGUGAUCAUGGGCGGCGUCAACGAAGCCAUCGGCAAAAUCGACAACCUGACCGCGGGUCUGCUGAGCCUCAGCGAGCUGCACGCCUUCACCUUGAGGGUGGACCCCGCCAACUUCAAGAUCCUGGCCCACUGCAUCCUGGUGGUGAUGGCCAUCCUGUUCCCCAAGGAGUUCACCCCAGAGGUCCACGUGAGCAUGGACAAGUUCUUGGCCGCCCUGACCCUGGCCAUUAGUGACAAGUACAGAUGAACGGCGAGAAUCCCACCAAAGGCGCAACCAUGGCGACAGAAUGGCAUUCAACUACCUCAAUCUCUGUCAGGCUCAAAAUGCAAUAAAUGAUC